This is a messenger RNA of Necator americanus (New World hookworm), 291 nucleotides long. RefSeq lists its product as uncharacterized. The coding region runs from base 1 to 291 and encodes 96 amino acids. Lineage: Eukaryota; Metazoa; Nematoda; Chromadorea; Rhabditida; Ancylostomatidae. The record is from RefSeq and is a predicted model, not a curated record. The transcript has a single exon.
AUGCCAGCCUCUCAACGUCGUAUACGAAACUUGAGAAGAACUGUUCUUAAAUCAUGCGACAGUAAAAGGGUCGGUGGAGAUGACGUCCUCGUCAACACGAGUAUGGCAAAGAACAUCGACUCUUUUGAACAACUUACGACCCGAAUCGGAUAUCUGUGGGAGAGAAGAUGUGGUUCACUGCCAGCUUUGACUAUCUCUGACGCUUACGCCCCAACAUCAAGCUACGGACAAGAUGAAGAAACUUCCUAUAUGGACCUGCAGAAGUUUUACAGAGGAGACCAUACUUUCUAA